AUCAAAAGUGGUAGUGAAAAGUUUUGACAAAAGAUAGUUCUAAAGUAUCUUUGGUAAUCAUAGAAAUAUUAGCUAAAUUGGAAAAAAACAUUAUAAUGAGAUUACAAUCGUCUAUAGUGAAGAAAUGUACAAAAAUCGUAAUAAAUUUUUAAUAUAUCUGCUUUGGAUAAUGGAAUUGAGAUUAGUGUCCAGCUUUACGCCAUCAAUACUUUGCGCCCACAUACCGGGCCUUACACAGCAGCAAGCACAAUUAUGCAGUGAAUCACCGGAUGCAUUAAUAGCUUUGGGUGAAGGUCAUCACAUGGGCGCAGAAGAAUGUCAGUAUCAAUUCAGAGGACAUCGUUGGAAUUGCACCAAAGUUUGGCAAAGAAAUGUGUUCGGUCACUUCAUGUUCGUGGGUUCGCCAGAAGCCGCAUUUACCUAUGCAAUUGCAAGCGCUGGUGCAGCACACGCCGUAACCGCAGCCUGUGCACGUGGCAACAUAUCAAUUUGUGGUUGCGAUGUAAGACACAAAGCGAGGCGUGCCAAUGGUAAUUUUCUCGCAGAUGGUAAUACAGGCCAACAGCCUUGGAAAUGGGGUGGCUGCUCGGCUGAUGCUGAGUUCGGCAUGAGAUUCGCACGUAAAUUUCUGGAUGCACGUGAAAUUGAGGGUGAUGCCCGCAGUCUCAUGAACUUACACAACAAUAAAGUGGGCAGAAAGUUAAUUAAAAAUCUGCUGCGUACCGAUUGCAAGUGUCACGGUGUGAGCGGUUCGUGCGCCAUGAAAACUUGCUGGAAAAGUUUGCCGCCAUUUCGAAUGGUGGGCGAUGUACUCAUGAAGAAGUACAAUAAAGCCAAAAUUGUUCAAGCCGUUAAAGGCAAACGUGGACUGAAAUUAGUUAUAAGCAAAAAAAAUCGUGUAGGAAAAUUGUUACAGGCUCCAAAACGUUUGGAACUUGUCUAUUUGCAAAGAUCACCAAACUAUUGUGAACGAAAUGUGCUAGCGGGUUCUCUAGGCACUACUGGACGUUUAUGUAACCGAACUUUGCACGGUCCACAAGGCUGUGAUUUACUUUGUUGUGGGCGUGGUUAUAAUACACAACAAAUACGUCGCAAAUUCCAGUGUCGUUGUCGGUUUGAGUGGUGCUGUAAUGUCGAGUGCGAUAUUUGUGAGGAGAAUUUUGAAGAAUUUACAUGUAAAUAAUUGAAAUAAGUAAUUAAAAAAAAAAGAAAUAGUUAUUAAAACUUAAAUUAA
Messenger RNA from Teleopsis dalmanni, 1234 nucleotides. It is a transcript of the gene Wnt2, whose product is annotated as protein Wnt-2. The record is from RefSeq and is a predicted model, not a curated record. Bases 125 to 1183 code for a protein of 352 amino acids. Gene Ontology annotation, cellular component: extracellular region. The transcript has 5 exons. Lineage: Eukaryota; Metazoa; Arthropoda; Insecta; Diptera; Diopsidae. Gene Ontology annotation, molecular function: cytokine activity; frizzled binding. Gene Ontology annotation, biological process: cell fate commitment; neuron differentiation; positive regulation of JNK cascade.